UACUAUGUAUUGGGUACCAGUUGGCCACUGCCCUCUAUCCCACACAAGAUGCCAAGUAUUAGGCCAUAGAAUAUAGUAACACCUCCAGCAACACCCAACAUACUGUGUUUUCAUUAGAUCGUGCUGGACAAUGCUAUCUCUCUAACCCACUGCCCCACAUACACUGCUGAACAUCACACACUACACAGACAUGCUAUGUGAGCUGGCCAGGUUCCCCACAGCCAGAGCCCACAUGAUAUCAGGCCUUGCCCAACAACCCCUGCAGCUCUGCGUACACUGCUACAAAUCAGGUCCCCUGGGACCCCUCCCAGCCCACAUUUUGUGAUAGGUACCCAGCAGUGCUGCCUACAUCCUACCUACAAUGCCUUCAACAAACAGUGGUAUUAAUCACACCCUGCAAUCAUAUCCUCAUACACUUACUGCUAUGUAUCAGGCUAUGUGAUCCCACAGUGGACCACUGACCCACACAGCUCCAAAUGCACGUUCAUAACGUGCCCUGAUGAACACAGCCCUGCCACUUGGCCGGACAUAUUACUGAUUAUUUGUUCCCACUGCUCUCACCUGACCUCCCAUGCACUACUAGAUUUCAGGUCUGGUUAGACUCACCCCUACCACACCGUCCAUGUCACUCAUACAGUGGCCGCAUUAGUGACUGCUCACCAGCCCCCUGCAUUGCCUCACACAUGAUGAGGUAUCAGGCCUUGUAGGACAGCACCCAUGCCCCACCUAAACUUCUAGAUACCAGCCCAUUUAGGAACCCUCUCCUUCCCCCAUAAAGUACCAGCAUCAGGCACUGUUAGACUCACCCUCCACUCCUAUAGCUUUCCAGUCUACAAGGCAAGUCUACACACCAUGAUGAUCAUUCCUAUUUGCCCAGAGAAAACUCUAGGGUCAGGUUCAAACAGACAGUAAUCCUGGGUCUCUGCCCACAAGUACUACUGUGUAUCAGACGCUGUGCCCUUCAUAUACAGUGCUGGAUAGAAGACCAUGAGCACCCCAUGCCCCACAAAUAACACCAUGCAGAGCUAAGCAUCAGCCCAAGCGAUACACAACAUCUCCCUUAAUGUGAAACAUCAAGUCUUGCUGCUCUCCCUAGACUGACUGCUACAUAUCAGACUUGCUGGACAGCCCCAUACUUCACACACACACACACACACACACACACACACACACACACACACACAAUCAGUGACUGAGAGAGUAGACAUCGAACCCAGUAGAAGAAAUCCAGCUAGCAUGUAAGCAUUUAUUUCUCUCUGCUCUUGACUGUAGAUGCAAUGGGACUAAUUGUUUGAGGUUCCUGCCUUGAUUUCCCCACAACGAUGGACUAUAACCAGGAAUUGUACACCGAAAUAAACUAGCUUCUCUGCCGUGUUGCUUUUUUGUCAGGGUAUUUUAUCACCACAACAGGAAUGGCACCAGAACACCAUCCCAUGCCUGGCUCCUCUACACUGCUGGGAAUCUGCAUGUGGCCCUGAGUGUGGGGGCGGUGGGGUGUUUAGCAGUUCUGAUAGCAGUGUGGGGGUGGGGGUCCUCCAGCCAUGGUGCCCAGCUUCAAUCUCUAAAGCCUAAUGAUGCUCUGCAGAGCCCACCCGAGCCAGAAGUUUCUAAGUCCUUUCAGUUUCUGUGAGUUUUGCACAGCCAUGACCUGCACAUGUCCUACUGUGACCUCACGAUGAGCCAUUGUGAGAGUCCACCCAGUGGAUAUAAUGGUGCGGCCUGGCCUGGUUUCUGUGGGUCUAAGAGGCAGGGUGGAGUUUUAGCCUGUGUGAUUUACUAAUCUCUAGUGAGGUUGUGUGCAGUGUGUGUGUGUGUGACUGUGUGUAGGUGUGUGUGCUCUGUGUGUGUGUGACUGUGUGCCGUGUGUGUAUAUACAUCCUUGUGUACGUGUGAGUGUGUGUGAGUUCAUCGGUCGGCCUUGUACAGCUACUGGUGAAGGCCAGAGCUCCACCAUCAGUGACUUCCUAAAGUUCCUGCUGAAGUUUUUCGAGUAGCAUCCAGAACAUUCCUGAGCUGGGAUCCUUCCACUUUAGUGGAUGCAUCACUACCAACCAUGUCCAGUGAUACGGAGGAGGAGUCCUCAGAGCCCAGCACCGUGCCCAGCGUCUUUGGUGAAGAGGUGUUCACCAGGCAGUACACCAUCCUGAAGGCCUUAGGCCAGGGUGGCAGUGCAAAGGUCAUGCUGGCCCUGCAUCGUCUCACAGGCGCCACAGUCGCUGUGAAAGCUCUGGUGAAGGAGGAGAAGUGGUGUGAGCCGCCAGUGUCUGAAGUCGACAUCAUGAGGAUGCUCAGACAUCCUAACAUUGUUUCCCUCCUGCAGGUGAUAGAAACAGAGUGGAACAUUUAUUUAAUUAUGGAAGUGGCUGAGGGAGAACAGCUAUUUAAUCGCAUCCGGAAGUCUGGAUGCCUGAAGGAAGAUGAGGCUAGAAACAUAUUAGUUCAGCUGUUGAGCGCCAUAGGCUAUUGCCAUGAUGAAGGCAUCGCUCAUAGAGACCUAAAGCCUGACAAUGUCAUAGUGGAUGAGCACGGAAUGGUGAAAAUUAUUGACUUUGGCCUAGGUGUCAGAUUCAGGCCUGGGCAAAAGCUGAAAAAGCCAUGUGGCACCUUCCAGUUCAUUCCUCCUGAAGUCUUCCUGGGCUUCCCUUAUGAUGGCCCCAAAGCAGAUGUCUGGACCUUGGGGGUCCUCUUAUAUUAUAUGGUGACAGGGAUUGUCCCAUUUACAGGGGCCACCUUGUUAGAACUCAGGGAACAAGUUCUGCAUGGGAGGUAUGACAUCCCCUAUCAGCUUUCCAAAGACUUAAGGAGCAUGAUCAGCCUAUUACUAACAGUGAAUUCGAGGCAGAGGCCAACUGUGCGGGACCUCAUGCGUCACCCAUGGCUUCAGAAAGGGGGAAAGACGUUUACAAUUCAUUGCAAUGGAGACACCAGCUGUCCAGACCUUGAAAUUAUGGCAGCCAUGCAAAACAUUGGGUUUGACGCCCAGGAUAUAAGACAAUCUUUAAAACACAGGAAGUUCAAUGAAACCAUGGCUGUAUACCACCUACUGAGGUAUCAGGCAUGCCAGGACCAUGACAGUAAUGUCCACACAAAGGUAAUCAACCCAGGGGCAACACCUUUCCCUUCUGUUGAAGACCCUGACAUGUUUUCCCUGCCCCUCAGGAGAAGGGCCAGUGAACCUUCUCUUCGGACAUUAGUCUCACCCACAAAAAACCCUGAUCAGAGUCAAAGGAAGGAGAUGGAUGACCCUGACCUGCCCGAGAAGACACCCAAUCUGGGCAGAAGUCACAAGCGCUCUAUGACUGCGCCGUGUAUUUACUUACCAAGAAACAUUGUGAUUGAUGUGGAAGACACCAGCUUCUCCAGUAGCUCCCAGUCAGAAAAGGCCUCAAGUGGCCCGGAACAGAGCAGAACCUCAAGCUCCCCGCAGCCCAGGGGCUGGGCAGGAUGGAAGAAGAGGAUUCGGACAUGCAUCCUCAGACUAUUCUGCUGCAUGUCAUCCCACAAAAGGUGUCCAAGGAAGGUGUACCCUCUAAAGUGAGGGGACACUGAGAUGACAAGAAGUAUGAGGCAUGAUCCAGGCUUUCUUCUGACUGGCCUCUCCAUCUCAGCACAUGCAGAAGCCCAACCAAGCAGCAUGGAAGUCUGUGUUUUCCCAGUCUGCCUCUCAUGUGGCUCCUGUUUCUGGCUGAUGUCCCAGUACCCAGGCGACCUGACAUCAGAGGAAGACUGGAGAGUUCACAGUUGGACACACUGCCCUGCUUGUCAGAAAAGAAAGAGGAGGGAGGCUGGUGCUGCCCUCAAGACUUUCCAGAAAUGGACCACCCCAGACUUGAUGCUCCAGCUCGGGCUGGGAGCUCAUUCCUGCUCCAUCCACUAAAACUCAACCUGCAGCUACAACAGAGGGGCUAGCUCCUGUGGAGGGGAUUACCUACAGUUCCGCCCUCUGAGACCUGCUGCUUCUGGAAACUGCUCUCCACAGAGGACUGCUCUUCACUGGUUUUGGGGGCCUCUGAAAGAUGACAGCUGCAACUCUCCCAGUCUCUCUUGAAUGGCAUCCUGCUGCCACCGAGAGUGUCAGAGUUUCUACUUUCUGCGUUGUAUUUCUUUUGUGUGUGUGUAUAUGUCUAGUUGCUCCUGUGUUGGAAAUAAAACUCUCUCUUUUGUCUCCCUUCA
Peromyscus eremicus (cactus mouse) is the source of this 4173-nucleotide messenger RNA. RefSeq names its product sperm motility kinase Z-like. Gene Ontology annotation, molecular function: ATP binding; protein serine/threonine kinase activity; tau-protein kinase activity. The record is from RefSeq and is a predicted model, not a curated record. Gene Ontology annotation, biological process: intracellular signal transduction; protein phosphorylation; microtubule cytoskeleton organization. The coding region runs from base 2054 to 3538 and encodes 494 amino acids. Gene Ontology annotation, cellular component: cytoplasm. Lineage: Eukaryota; Metazoa; Chordata; Mammalia; Rodentia; Cricetidae. The transcript has 4 exons.